UACGUUAGAGAGUGCAGUACGCAGCAGGAGCAGCAGUGUGGUGCUCUGCUUCCCUAGCUCUGCCUGGCAGGCAAGUCUCAAGUUCAGUGAAUAUCUCUCGCUGCCAGAGAACUUUUCCAUCUUCUUCUGCAAAUGAAUACGGCCUAACUGCACCAGAAAAAUGGGUACAGGGGAUUAUAUCUGCAUUACCAUGAGUGGAGGGGCCCCCUGGGGCUUUAGACUGCAAGGUGGCAAGGAGCAAAAGCAGCCUUUGCAAAUCGCCAAGGUUCGCAGCAAGAGCAAGGCGGCCAAAGCUGGGUUGUGUGAGGGAGAUGAAAUAGUAUCAAUCAAUGGCAAGUCCUGUGCAGACUUAACAUAUUCUGAAGUUAUUAGUCUUAUGGAAGACCUAGCUGACUCCCUCCAGAUGCUUAUCAAAAGAUCCUCCAAUGGAAUAAAUGAAACCUUGAGCCCUGAAACAGAAAAUGGAAAACAGGAUAACCUAAAAAAUGAGGACUAUAGAGAGAGCACCACACUGCAAAUCAGCACAACCAGGCAAAUGCCCCAUCAGGAAUUCUACAUCACAGGGAUACACAGUGCAGCUCACCAUGGAGCAGAGGAAAGUGACAUGAAUUUUUUUGAGAGCAAACAAGAAAAGGAGACAGCCCAGAGCCGCAAAAUUACUCCUAAAGUGAUCGAAACCUCCAAAGUACUCUUGACAGAUGGGGCUGCUUUCAGAGACAAGACAGAAGAAAGAAGGCCGGGUGCUCUGCUGGAACUGCAGUUGUCCCUCUCACAUGACAGGCACAAGGACACCAGUGCUCCUGUUGUAACUGUCUUUGGAACUGAAAAAUGUAGCCCUUCAGAAACAGGACCCAGCGUGCCACAAGAUGGGACUAGCCCUAUAACUGCAGUCCCUCUGGGUGAAAAAGCAGGCAAUGUCCAGUGGUCAAGCAAAGUAUUCCAGAUUGCUAGUGGCAAAGAGGUCAAGACGAGCCAAGGGGCAGAAGCAGGAGAGCCAUCUCUCACCAGGGUGGAAGUGAUCCUGGACUGCACUGACAGGGAGAAAGAAGUAUCCAGGUCUGUAGCUGAAAAGGGGUGUGUUGAUUCUCAAGUGGAAGGAGGGCAGUCAGAAGCACCUCCUUCUGUAGUCUCCUUUGGAAUCUCAUCAGAAGGCACAGAGCAGGGAGAAGACGACCAGCACUCAGAAAGGGAUCACAGCAAACCUCUAAAGCACAGGGCAAGGCACUCAAGGCUUCGCCGGGGUGAGAGCCUAUCAGAGAAGCAGGUUAAAGAAGCCAAAUCUAAAUGUAAAAGCAUUGCCUUGCUGCUGACUGCAGCUCCCAACCCCAAUUCCAAGGGGGUGUUGAUGUUCAAGAAGCGUCGCCAAAGGGCCAGGAAAUACACAUUAGUCAGCUACGGCACUGGGGAGCUAGAGCGUGACAAAGACGAGGGGGAAGAAGGAGAAGGUGAAGAAGGUGACAAAGAAAACACUUUUGAGGUAACUUUGCUUGGAACAAGCGAGUCCGAAAUAGAUGAAGAUUUCUUCUCGGACAUUGACAACGAAGGCAAGGUUGUGACAUUUGACUGGGACACUGGUCUGCUUGAGGUUGAAAGGAAAACAAAAAGUGAAGACGAGAUGCAGGCCCUUCCAGAAACCAAGGGCAAAGGGGUCCUCAUGUUUGCCAAGAGACGGCAGAGGAUGGAUCAGAUCACAGCUGAACAAGAGGAGAUGAAGGCACGUGCAGUGCACACAGAGGAGCGAAGAGAAGCCAGCACAACAGAGAGCUUACAGAAAAUGAGCUCUUCCUCCUAUCACACAAGAGAGGCAGAAUCGUCGAGGAUGAAGAGCUGUGUGAGCAAAAGUUACAUAGAGAUGGGCCACAGUCAUGGCAAAAUGAUACAACAGAAUGGCAUUGGGGGAGCAGAGGCAAGUAUCUCUUUUCAGUCCUCGGAAGCCCAGAAAGCAGCAUCUUUAAAUAGAACAGCUAAACCCUUCCCUGGUGUACAGAACCGAAUAGCGGCACCAUUUUCACCUACAAGAAAUGUGACUAGCCCUCUCUCAGACCUACCAGCACCACCUCCCUAUUCCUCCGUUAGCCCACCACCUGACACCUUAUAUAGACCAGUGUCAGCUCCCGUGGCUAGCAGAGCUCAACCAGCUGUGUGGUCACCAACAGAACAGAUAGCAUCCAGAGAUGAAAGGAUUGCAGUGCCAGCCAAAAGAACUGGGAUAUUACAAGAGGCAAAGAGAAGAAGCACUGCAAAGCCUAUGUUUACUUUCAAGGAGCCUCCAAAAGUGAGUCCUAACCCUGCCCUGUUGUCCCUUGUACAGCAUGCAGAAGGCAAACGAGGUACUGGAACUGGCUUUGAAUCAGGACCUGAAGAAGACUACCUCAGUUUAGGAGCAGAGGCUUGUAAUUUCAUGCAGAUCCAGGCAUCCAAACAAAAAACCCCUCCUCCUGUUGCUCCAAAGCCCUCAGUCAAAGUCUCUCCUACUGCUGGAACUCCUAUCUCUCCAGUCUGGUCACCUCCAGCUGUGGUUUCUACCCAGCCUCCUUCCUUCCCAACUCCAAAAUCACCUCAAGCUGCAGGUCCUCCACCAGUCAGAGCACCCCAGCCUGCUCACCAUCCUCCCCAACCCCCAAGUACUCUUAACCUAGUGGGUCCUUUUAAAGGGCCUCAAGCAGCAGUAGCAAGUCAGAAUUAUACACCUAAAACACCUACCACACCAAUUGCUGGAGGAAUGGGGCCAGCCUUUGAGAUGCCACCAGCGUUGAGUGGGAAAGGAGCACAGUUGUUUGCCAAAAGGCAAUCUCGCAUGGAAAAGUAUGUGGUAGACUCGGAGACUGUGCAGGCAAACUUAGCACGGGCCUCAUCCCCAACUCCAUCUUUACCAGCCUCUUGGAAAUAUUCAUCUAAUGUUCGAGCACCUCCACCUGUAGCUUAUAAUCCCAUCCAUUCCCCAUUUUACCCUCCUGCUGCUAGCAAACCCCAGUCUAAGUCAACUGCAGCUACUAAAAGCACCAAAAGAAAACCUAAGAAAGUUCUCAAUGCUUUGGAAGUUAUGAAGCAUCAGCCAUAUCAGCUUAAUGCAUCUUUAUUUACUUUUCAACCACCCUCUGAUACUAAGGAAGGCUUAGCUUCUAAGCAAUCAAAGUUCAGCCCUAUGCCUGCCUCAAAGCAAGUUCUGUCUUCAAGACCACUCAAUGCUGGUUCUCCAACUAAUGUCCAGGCAUCUUCAGUGUACUCUGUACCAACCUAUACUACACAACCGUGGUUCCAGUCAAAUGUUUCCACCCCAGUAAAUGAAUCCUAUGCACCUGUGGGUCACUCCACAUAUUCUAAAUCAGAAUCAGUCACAUCUUCUUUACUUACUGCUCCAAGGCCAAAGUUUUCAGCUAAGAAAGUUGGUGUCACAGCUCAGGAGAGAAGCAGUGGCCGUUCAUUAUCACUUCCUGGGAGACCUUCUUCACUCAUGCCUCGAGCCACGUCACCUUCUUUUCCUGUGAUCAUCCAACCUGCCCCUGAUUACUUCAGCAAACCACCUGGAGCAACUGACCGGUCUGGCAAGAGAUUAACUCCCUGGGAAGCAGCAGCCAAGUCCCCCCUUGGCUUGGUAGAUGAUGCUUUUGGCCCCCAGAACAUUCAAGGGUCCAUUGUUGCUAAUGUAGUAUCAGCUGCUCGCAGGAAAACACUCCCGGAGCCACCAGAUGAUUGGAAACAGAGAGUUUCUUAUGAGCCUCCAGCCCCAAGCAUUCAUGCUAGCUUAGCCUCAUUUGGGAAAAGGCAAUCUGGUAUCAUAUCCCCACCAAAGAGCACCAUGUCUGCGCCUAGCUCCACUUCCCAGUGUGGCACUAGGCUUCAGUAUGCAUAUUAUGGUCAACGAUCCCAAACAGAUCCCGACAUGAUGUCCAUGGAUACCAGGUCUGACUAUGGCCUGUCAACACCUGACUUACACUACAAUCUACAUCCAAGAGGAUGGAGGCACCAAACAUGAAAAGCCUGGUAUAUUCUCCCUUCUUCCAGAUUCAUAAGCCCUAGAUUCUAGUUCAAAAAGAAAAGCAAACCUCUCUGGGUGUUUUUUUGCUGGUUUGACAAUCUGUGAAUUGAAGAUACGAGGAGGCAAUCUCAAAGGGUGAAUAGUUCUCAUGCUGCUUCAGGGUUCUCAGCUUCUAGAAUAGUUUCAGUUUUAUUCCCAGCAUUAGGAUGUACCACGUUUUGUUUUGCUUUGUUUUGUUUCAAAAGGUCAAAUUUUCAUGUGUGCGCCUUUGUGUGUAGGAGGGAAAGCAAAUGGCUCAGUACAAGCCACAGGCAGGAAAAGUUUAGUUAGAAUGAACAGAAAAAUAUUUACAGAUGAAUUAAUGAAAGAAUAUUAGGGCACUUUUUUUUAAACAGAUUUUUUUAUUCAACUUAUAGAUGUUCUUGAUAUAUUUGACAUCUAACUUUUAAAGUAUUUUUUCCAAUAUAACUCCAGAAUUUGGAAGUGAUUACUGAUUAUGGUAGCCCAGUUAAUUUCCCUGUAAAUUUUUUUUGUCUUCAGAAAAGGACUCUAGCAAAAUAAAUUAUUUUACUUUACUAUGAUCAAUCUAAAAGGCAUCUAUAGUCAUGGUAAUUGAAGGUCGGUGACAUUGAGAUGUAUGCUAAUGUCUUCAAACUGGGCAUUUCAGCGAGACUUCAAGAAGAUUUGGGUUGAAAAUAAAUGUGCUAACAAACAACUGAACAGGAGAUUUCUUUGUGAAAUCUAUAAUUUGCUGAACAUUUAGUGUAGCAUAGCCUGUUAUGCUAAAGAGCUGAGUAGCUAUUCUGAGUAUAUGAGUUGAUGAAUAUGUGGAAAGCUUUUGAUUUGUUCUCUCAUUCUGAAGACUGAAAUAGGUUAUGUAGCAAACAGCAAUUUGUGUCCUAUAGAGAAGAUGACGUGUGGAAGAUGGUAUAUGUUACGUGUUAUAGGGUCUGAGUUGAGUAAAGACAGCAAGUAUUUGGUGAUUUGGCUGCAAUAUUAAAUAAAUCUGGAUGGGCUUGAAAAAAUGUAAAUAAUUGCUAUUCUUGGUACUUGCCUUGCAUUUAAAG
This is a messenger RNA of Alligator sinensis (Chinese alligator), 5046 nucleotides long. RefSeq names its product synaptopodin 2 (gene SYNPO2). Gene Ontology annotation, cellular component: actin cytoskeleton; stress fiber; Z disc. Lineage: Eukaryota; Metazoa; Chordata; Crocodylia; Alligatoridae. The coding region runs from base 161 to 3976 and encodes 1271 amino acids. The record is from RefSeq and is a predicted model, not a curated record. Gene Ontology annotation, biological process: positive regulation of actin filament bundle assembly. Gene Ontology annotation, molecular function: actin binding. The transcript has 5 exons.